AUGCCACCACCUGAGAUCGUCAACCCCCUUCCUGUGGGCCUGGCGGUUGAGGAACCAAGUGAGCCCCAGGUUGUUUCCUCAGUUCCUGCCCUUGUUUCCCCCAUUCUCGCCCCCAUUUCUCCUAUUCUCGCCUCUGCCGCUGACCCUCCUGUCGUGAGGAAGACCAGAAAGUCGCGCACUAAAGCCAAGGCAAUUGAGGCUGACCAAACAGAGCAGAUCAGCAUUCCAGAGUACACAAUUGCGGUCGCGAAUGCGCGAAUAAUUCAAGAAAUGCCCAAGGCACCCAGCGGUCCUGCCACUUUGGGUGCAGUUAACCCAAAAGAAGUUAUAAAUGUCAAGCACGAGAACAAAAAGCUGCAAGUUGCAGCAAAAGUUUCCGCAGUCAUUCCUGACUCCGACUAUGCGAUGAUGAGUGAACUUGAAGAUCUGUCUAGUGAUGAAUCUGAGAUCACUGGUGCACUGGGUGCAGACGAUGCUCCAGCGCUAGUCCAAGAGGAGGCAGUUGAAGACUACAUUAUAGACUUCGAAGUUGAGACUGAUGAUGUUGUCAAACUUCUUCAACUACCCAUAUCUAUGUCAUGGUGGACAUUCCAGGAUCAGAUUGCUGAGACAAUGGGCUGCCAUGAGACCCAGCUACGCUUGGGCUAUAGGCUCAGCACUGCAAGAGCGGGAGAGAAGGCACACAGCCUUGAGACACCGGACGAGUAUUCUGAAAUGCAACAAGAAAUAGUCUCGGAACGCGAGAAACGGGUGGUCCUCCAGAAAAAGGUGUCCAAGAUGAAGCCUCCGAAGGCAUUGAAAGUAUUGAUCAAGGACAGGCGAAAUAAGGCUGAAAAAAAGACCAUCGCAAAACCAAAAACUGCCUCAAAAACUUCUUGUGCUAAGCUCAAUAAUAGUGCCGAUCCAGACUUGGUCGAGUCCACAUUGGCAACGUAUAUGUGGCAACUCACAAACAAAUAUGGCAACUGUAAUCAACAUGGAGGGGAAUCCUGUUUUGUCCGGCCUGAUGGGACUCAUCGGCACUUGACCAUUGCAGAGCUCACUUUGUGGGAAAUUUCCAUCGAAUUGCACUGUGCAACCCUCUCAGUUCCUCCUGACUCGCUCAAACUUUCAAGUGAGAAUGAUACUCGUCUGCCCAAACCCAGCAAGUCUAAACAAACACCUGGUGCGACAUCUGGUUAUCCUCCACCACCAAUUCCAGGUGCCAUGUGGCCAUAUCCCACAGGAUUUGCGCCGUUCAAUACCGCUGUGCCUCAGGCAUAUGCAAGUCACGACACAGGUGUAAAUCCCGCACUAAAUUUACGCUACAUGUCAAUUGAAAGACUCCUUGAAGUGCUUGAUGAAGAAGAACUGCCGCCAAAAUCUCACCUCGCGAUGAAGUACAAAGAGCAGUUUGCAUCACAUGGCUUUCGCACCAUCUAUGAUUUGACUGAUACCGAUUAUCUCAGCCCCAAAGUACUCAGUGAACUCCUUGAGCCUAAACCCCCCUUUGCGACCUGUGUACACAUUAUAAGGCAUGUGAAGGAUGAAGUACAACACACUCAAGAUGCUUAUUUGUCUGGUGAUAGGUCGGUUCUCAUCUAG
Molecule: messenger RNA, 1584 nt
Organism: Cantharellus anzutake
Lineage: Eukaryota; Fungi; Basidiomycota; Agaricomycetes; Cantharellales; Hydnaceae
Exons: 5
Coding region: 1-1584 (527 amino acids)
Source: RefSeq, a predicted model, not a curated record